This is a messenger RNA of Linum trigynum, 1603 nucleotides long. The record is from the annotation of a GenBank genome assembly. NCBI's taxonomy places the organism in Eukaryota, Viridiplantae, Streptophyta, Magnoliopsida, Malpighiales, Linaceae.
GGCAACCAAUGCGAUUGGCCAUUCGUCAAUGCUCCAAGCCUCCAACAAACCAAACACCUACGUGUCAACCAAGACGUUGUCGUUUAGCGUCUCCGUGUAAACCGGAAAACCUUCUUCCUCGGUCGCAGACUCGCAGUAAGCUGAAAAGCUACAUGUCCUCCCGCCAUUGCAGCCUCCUCGGAAAUCUCUCAGCCAGUAGUUCCAGGCUUCCAGCUCCGCCACCGGAAACCCAACCAACUGCUUGCCUGCUUCUGUAGGUAAGAAUCGCUCACCGUUUCCGCCUUCUGUUCCCGUUCUUCGCCGGUACUUCAAUAAACACUUGCAUAUGAACUACAUUUUUCUCUACUUCAUCAAAUCGAAGGGUUAGCUCACUGAUGGGAAUGAGUAGCUCUCCGCUGCUGCGGAUAUGGAAAGCACUUCUUCUUCUCCAGUUCGUCACCGGAGCUCUCGGCUGGGGAAAGGAAGGUCACUACGCCGUUUGCAAGAUCGCUGAGGCGUAUCUGAACGAAGACGCGACGGCGGCGGUGAAAGAACUGCUUCCGGAGUAUGCCGACGGCGAUCUGGCGAGUCUUUGCUCUUGGGCGGACACCAUGAAUUUUCGCUAUCACUGGAGUAGCGCUCUCCACUAUGUUGAUACACCGGACUUCUUCUGCAACUAUGAUUUUGCCAGAGAUUGCCAUGACUCGUCGGGGCAUCGAUACGCAUGUGUGACUGCAGCAAUCUACAACUACACUGACCAACUUGUGUCGGAGUACCACAACCCUGGAGCGGUGACUAACUAUAAUCUAACAGAGGCACUGUUGUUCUUAUCACAUUUUGUUGGGGACGUUCAUCAGCCAUUGCAUGUUGGCUUUCUGGGGGACUUGGGAGGAAACACAAUCAUAGUUCAUUGGUACACUAGAAAGGCUAAUCUACAUCAUGUGUGGGAUACGAGCAUCAUUGAAUCCGCAAUGGAAGAUUUCUAUAAUUCGGAUCUCAGUACUAUGAUUAACUCGAUUCAGAGCAACAUAACGGACAAUGAACUGCCGCGGUGGGGUGACUGUGAGGGGAAUCAAACAGUCUGUCCAAAUGUGUUUGCUUCUGAAAGUAUCAGUUUGGCGUGCAAGUAUGCAUACAGGAAUGCUACACCAGGAAGCACCCUGACUGAUGAUUACUUCCUUUCUCGGCUACCUAUUGUGGAGGAACGGGUUGCCCAAGCUGGUGUCCGUUUGGCUGCUACCCUCAACCGCAUAUUUGCUUCCAAAGUACAAAUUGCUGAGUCACGAAGAUGAAGCCCAUCAUGGGAUAAGGAAGCAACCGUGAGAGUCUUUAUUAGAUGACAGAUGUUAGACAAUUGUAGUUUAGAUUUCCCAACAAGCAAAUGUAUGCAGCAUGAAAUGUAGCUGCAGCAUUAUUGGGCGCCUCUCAUGUGCUAGGCAGGCUAAUUAGUGAGCCCUUAGCUACUAUCUAUUGACUUUUCUCAAAAUCUCACUUGGAAUGAAAGAUUCCUGUAGAAUACGCUCUGUUCUGUUGUAUUGCUUAGGAUGAAUGUCAAACUUUAAGGACACUCAACAUAAGGGGAAGUUGAAUCUUGUACUCAAUGAUAACCUAUUUGUUAAUAGGA